Messenger RNA from Volvox carteri f. nagariensis, 1803 nucleotides. RefSeq lists its product as uncharacterized. The transcript has 6 exons. The record is from RefSeq and is a predicted model, not a curated record. The coding region runs from base 1 to 1803 and encodes 600 amino acids. NCBI's taxonomy places the organism in Eukaryota, Viridiplantae, Chlorophyta, Chlorophyceae, Chlamydomonadales, Volvocaceae.
AUGGCGGGGGUUUUGCGUAAUACUGACCGCCACGUCGAAGUGACCGCCACACCGAUGGCGAGGAUCCGGGAUCUCAUCAACACGACCAACGCCACUAUCACAACCACCGCCACCAUCGCCUCGAACGAACAUCAAACAGCGAAGGGAUCUGAAAACCAACAAAAAGUUCCAAACACUGUGGCGGGCGCAAACACGGACGCGGGCGAGGAUAUCGGCAUCUCGACCCAUGCAGCACUGGCGGAGGUCCUGGAGGACCUCCUGGGAGUCGUCGCACACGGCCGGCAGACGACUAAGCACUCUCAUAUGCAGAUGCAGCAAUCGGCUUUGCUGCUAGCGAUUUUGGAAAGGAUCCACUCAGAGGCGGAGCAGCAGCCGGAUGGAGCACAGCAGCCUGCAAAAUUCAGGAAAUCGCAGGAGCAGGCACAGGCACAGGAACAGGUAGAAGAGCAGGCGGAGCCUCAAGUGGAUCCACAAACGCAGCCGCAGCCGCUUCGGGUCCAGUUGCAGGAGCAGCAGCCUCUGCAGCAGGCAGAGCAACAGCAGCCGGAGGACCGGCAGAUGCCGCAGUCUCGUCUACUUUACCACAGGGCCCUGAGCGAAGGAGACAUGGAGCUUCCAUUGCUGCAAAAGCAGGGACUGCAGCAGAAGCAACAACAGCCGCCACCGCCUCAGCAGCAGCAAAACCUCCACGUGGGGGAGCAACAGCAUCAGGAUCAUCAGCUUCCUCAGCUGACCAUCCUGAUGCCAAGCACUUUCAAAGAUAUCGGCCGGGCGUUAAUGAGCAUCACCUCCGUGAAGACGCACUUGGCUCCGGAGCUGAUCCGCGAGGGGAUACUGCUGACACCCUGGACGGAGUAUCUUGCUGUGCGUCGCACGGUUUCCCCGAACAUGGGCGGUCGGCCCUGCGACCCGGCAUGCUACACCGGCAGCAGUAGCAAGGUCGCGCAGGCGCUACAGGCCGCCGGGCUGCUGCCCACACCGCCUGAUGCAGCUAGGUCAACCAGCGCCAACAGCAGCACCGGCAUCAGCACCAGCAGUAGCAGCAGUGGCGGCAGCAGCGGCGGUACGGCCUCCCUGCAGGACUACUGCGACAGCUGCGGCCCUCCGCUGUGGGUGGUUCCGGAGCAUCUGGCGCUGGGGGUGGAGAGGCAGCAGAUGUCGCAGAUGCAAAUUCACGGCUACAGGCUACAGGACAGCGACGUGCUCAUGGUUCGCCACGUGGGCCCUCAACAGGCGCACUGGCUGUUCCCGGAGCCAGGGAAGGCCCUCUACCAGCCCCAACGACGUAAAGUACACCACCGUUGGUGGAACACUACGGAGGCAGUCCUGGGCCUGGGGGGCUGCUUAUCUGCUGACCCAGACACGAGUGUCUUCGGCGUCACCCCCGCCCUCCUCGCCACCGACAUUUCUGCCAGUGUGUCCCGUUACUGGGACGAGCACCUGGGUGGCGGCUCCAGGCUGCGAGCCCUAGGGGAGCUCCUUCCCAGACGGCGGCCCUUCCUCACCGAGUACUGCUCCUACCACUUGGUGGCGGAGUGCGUCAUGGGUAACGGCACGAUGAACGAGUACCAUGCACUGCGACGCAACGACCAUUUCCUUCGUACUGCUAGCGGCGGCGGCAAUGGCGGCGAGGGUGAGGUGAAGACACCGCUGCUGUACCGCGGGUCGUGGCGCAGCGGAUCGUGGGCUCGCCCUGGUGGCCGCGCGACAACAUGCAAGGACUGUGUCUUCCGGGUGCUUCAAAGCAACGCUGGGGUGUCAGAGUCCAAAGUGGUUAGGGACCUUGAGGAGGUGUUUGCGUGA